This is a messenger RNA of Sphaeroforma arctica JP610, 1928 nucleotides long. RefSeq lists its product as hypothetical. Lineage: Eukaryota; Ichthyosporea; Ichthyophonida. Bases 271 to 1638 code for a protein of 455 amino acids. The record is from RefSeq and is a predicted model, not a curated record. The transcript has a single exon.
GUAGAGUGAGAUUUGACAACAGUCGGAAUUCGGAACUCACAAGAAGUGACGUGUACAAGAGAUUUUUCAAUACAAUACACAGAAUCCAGUUACCCGUGGACAACUAAUACCAAAACAUCGACGGCACUCGGCAGUGUGGCAGGGUGACAAUCUGAGAGUGAGACCUCUGCACAGAAAUAAACUACAUGUAUAUAAAAGGUUUGGGCUAUAUAGUUUAAAUAUACAGUUGGACACUGGUAUUAGGAGAUAACAUAAACCAAGUCGGACAAUAUGGUGAAAGCCUCAGGGAUCAAGCCGAGUUUUGCUCAGUUUGUAGCGCUUAUAUUCUUUUGCUGGCUGUCAUACCGAUUCGGUCAGUUGGAGCCUAUGGACUCCGCGUCAUCCGGAUCCGAUGGUGAGCAAGAUAUAGACUCGCUUGCAAACCGGCAGAUUGUGUAUAAGACCAUCGUGUCAACCGUCACUACAACGGUCAUGCGCGAACCAACGGGGAUAGUGGCGUUGGGAGAAGACAGCAAAGUAUACACACCUCACGAGGGUUAUCCUCACAUUGUGUAUGAUUUCAACGAUUUCUACGAUCCCUGGGACCAAAAGAAGAAGCGCGAGCCUACCAAAUCACUUGUAUGCCUGACAUACAGUCCGCAAAUCGAGUCUAUGGUAGUCGCCUGGAAAUCCUGGUCAGAUGGGGGUUUGAUGGACGAAAUGACAGAGAUUCUAGUAUUUAUAAACAUGGAAACCACGGAAGGAAGACAGCAAGUGAUGGACCUCGUGGUUACAGUUUCGGCAGAGAAUCAAAAAAAGGUGAGGGUUAUAGGUGUGGAGAAAAAUGUGCCCAUUAUGGCUGCAAUCAAUUGGGCGGUAGGUAAUGCUACCUCGGAUGUGGUACUGUUCAUGGAGAAAGACUUCCGUCUGAUUGAGCCUAAGGACCGUAUGAAGCAGGCAAUAAACGAUGGUGUUACUCUGCUUAUCAGCAAUGAGGCUACUGUGAUUCGCUACAGACACAGAAGGACACCUGGAAUUCCUAACACGGCCGAGGACUACUACGGGGGUCGCGAAUAUAUGAUCAAGAAUCGUCAGCCUAAUCUUGUGUGCUAUUCGUAUUUCUGGCUGGAUAACAUUGUAGAUUACUACCCCGACAUCAUGUGGAAGUGCGGUCCGGGCGAGAGAUUUUUCUGUGCCAGAGGAAACUAUUGCGGCUGGACGAAUAAUCCGGGCAUGUUCUUACGGUCUUGGUUCGUCAACACCUACAAACCCACUUUUGAUUACUUAUGGACUCAGCCGAGAGAAGAGGUCAACUCUCACCUGGAGUUCAAUAUGGAUUGGUGGCAGUACAUGUGGAACAGGCGCACACACGUGGUUGCGCUGGGCGAUGGCUUAUUCGAACACAAGGAAGCUGCCGAACACGGAGAGUCCCCGCAGUCAUGGUUUGACGAGCAAAUGUUUAAGAAUAUUGAACCUAAAUAUCACGUAGCUUGGCUGACUGACGAGAUUAGGCAGCGUAAGAAAACACUAGAUUUGUAUCUCAACUUCGCAGAUAUGCACCAAUAUCCCCCUGAGUUCAAACCUGAAAAGAUGGACGAUGUGCAGCUGAAGGAAGCCGUGAAGUAUGCAAAUCAGCCAUACACCAAAAUAGCCCUGUAAGCGUUUUGAAUUGACGUACGGUAGUAUGGUAGGUCACCAUUGGUUACAUAAUUCAUACCCAUACAAUUAUCAUGUACGUGAAAUCAAGCAUCGUUGUGGUUCAUCGCACGCGCAGAUGAUGGUUUCAACAAUUAGUGAUGUCCCGACGCUCGAAGCCACACAAUGGUCGUACAUCUCGGGCGUUGUGAUUAAGAAUAGUUUGCUUCCUAGUAAACUUGAGAUAACGAAACAUGGUGAGUUUUGUUUUCCAAAUUAAUAAAGUCAAUCAAUAGUCGGAGGACAAAAAGAAC